AUGAAUAGCCCCGGUGAAGGAGGUGGUGGCGGUAGCGGGGGCAGCGGCGGAGGCCCCCGGCAGCUGAACAGUCCCCGGCGAGGGAAUAGCCCGGGCAGCAGCAGCAGUGGAGGCGCCGAGGGUGGUGGUGGUGGCAGCAGUAGCGGCAGCAGUGGCUCCCAGCGUGGACGAGCCAGGCAGCGGCCCCCCACUGUGCUGGCCAGCGGCCCUCGAGUAGGGCCACGCCCCCGAGCUUCGGCAGGUUCUCGGGCCGGGGUUCGCCCUAGGGAGGCAGCGGGCGCUACAGCGACUCGUCCUCGGCCAGCCCCUCGCCCUCGGCCCCCUGUGGUGACAGAAGCAGUUCCUCAGCAGACACCUCCUCGGGCAGCAGAGAUUCCUCUUCCAGUUUCUUCCCAGGGGGCCAGUUUGCCAGCGACCAACUCACAGACCAGCAUGGACGUAAAAGACGACUUCUGGGCCCAGGCACGCCGCCGCCGAAAGAAGGUGAGAACACCAGCUCCCUCGGCACCGGCCCCUCCACCACCAGCCCCACCCGCUCCAGCACUGGCACAGGCACAGGCACCGGCACCAGCGCCGGCACCGCCAGUACAAAGCCCGGCACCAGCCCCACCAGUACAGCCACAGGUGGCCCCAAAACCUGAACGGUCACCUACAGUGUCAGUUAUCCGGUCAGCCACUGUGUCAGUUAUUCGGUCAACUAAACAGACUCCUGCGAACACAGCCACAGCGCCGGCACCAGCACCAGCACCAACACCAGCACCAGCACCAAGGCCCCAGCCUAGGGAGCCUGAACCUGAGGCCACCAGGAGCCGCAGUGUGGUGCCCUGGCGCAGCAAAGCCGAGUGGGACCAGGUGAUGGUCUACCUCUUCUGCUCUGACCCGAAGCUUCAACAGUAUGCUCUGGACCGAGUGACAGCCUGGAAGAGCCGCUGCGGCAACAACCUUCCCCUGGCUGUGGCCUGCACAGCAGACCUGGUAAGAUGCAAAGUCAUGGAAGCCAACAACACUGUGGGCUCCCAAGAACUGGUCUUUCUCUAUGGCAUGGCCCUGGUCCGGUUUGUGAAUCUCAUAACCGAGCCCAAACAGAAGCUCAUCAAUAUCCCCUUGAGACGCCUGGCACAUGACAUGGACAUACCAGAAUGGAUCGUGAACCUUCGCCAUGACUUCACACACAGGAAACUUCCCAGGCUGAAUACUUGUCGAAGAGGCUGUGACUUUGUCUUGGACUGGCUUCGGCGAACCUAUUGGUGCCGCCAAUUAGGGAAUGAUCUCUCUGAGCCCUGGGACUCAGAAAUGGAUUUCCAGGAAACGGAGACGGAUGGGGAAGAACGGGCAGUUGCAGAGCCUCACGUGGAGGACCAUCUCUCUAAAGAGGCCAGGAGAGAAAGAGAACUUUAUGAGAAGAUACGGAGGGUGCUAGUAUCCUAUGAAGAAGAGCAAUUUAGAGUGCUCCGAGAGGUGAGACAGCUGCCCAAGGCCAUCAAGGCUUGGGGAAACUCAUCCACCGAGGUGGAGUGGAUGGUAUCAAAAAUGAAGAAGCUGACCCAGGACCAUGGGCCUGUCGUGGUGGACAUCCUGCUCAGUGAUGGCUUCCUCAUUCCCACAGCAGAGCAGCUGGAGGCUUUGCAGAUUCAGCAAGCAAGAACAGUGAAUCUGAACAACCUUACAUUGCCCCGGUCCUUUUCCCACUUCUGGCAGCCUCUUUUGAAGGGCUUAGAAUCCCAGCCCUUCACACAAGCUAUCUUGGAGAAGAUGCUGUCAUUGCUUCCAGAAUUUGGGGACACAGGGAUCCGGCCAGCCUACCUCAUCAGUUGGAUAAAUGAACUGCUAAUGGUCUAUGGUCCCUGUGUAGACCACUUCACUUCUAGCCAGCGUGCCAUCAGAAAAACGUGGAAGGUUGUGUGUCACAACUUCUCCUUGGAUUGGUCCCAAGUGCUCGAUGUCUGCCUGGAUUGUGCCUGCUGGGCUACUCUCCCCAUCCUCCAACUGCUCCUCAAAACUAUGGAGCCAGCCUUCCCCCUGGAAACCCAGGAGAACCUUAUGUGUCUCUGUACCAUCUACACCCAGGGCGGCAACCCCAAUACCAACCCCAGGUCCAGGGAUGGCUCUUUGCCUAUGAGGAGGCCUGUCUACACUUUGGAAGAUCUGCAGUGGCAAGUGAGGCAGACUAUGCUGGCUGACCGGAGAAGCAGUUGCAAACCAGGGGAAGAGGAGGAGAUAGAGACUGAAUUGGAAGAGCUUUAUGCCAAGACAGACUUUGACCCGAAAUCUGUACGGAAGUUCCGCAUGAGGGAGAGACCUGAGGUUCUAGCUGAAAAGCAGGCUGCAUUGAAGGGCUCUGCUUGGCAGCUUUGCACAGAUGAUGUAGACUGGAGUAAAUAUCCACUGGGCAGGGUUCCAGGCCAGACAGAUGACCCCAAUGAACUCAUGCUCGACAGCUACACUAUGAUGUCUGUUGUGGACCAACCUACAGUCCAAGAGAAUGACAGUCUUAACUCUGGAGCAACCCACAACACAGAUGGCUUACUGUGGACCCAGAGUGAACUACAUCGCAUUAAAAACAACAUCAAGUUCUUCUAACUUUGGGGUGGGAAGGGUAUUGUUCUCCUUUGUGUAAACACUCCCCCUCCCUUCUUCCCUUCUUCCCUUAAACAUUGGAAACAAAGGUACCCCCUCAGUGGCUUUUGGUAUAGCAUCACGAUGCUAUCUAGUAUUCCUGAGCCCUUUCCCACACCUUACCUAGCCUGAGGUCUCCCUUUAGACCCCAGGCAGCAGCCAAAACCUCCACUAGUUUAUCCUAGUGACCCCUUACUCCAGAGCAAGUGUUAUUCUGGCUCUGGUUGUUAACACUGAACCAUGACUAGUGCCAACCACUUGGAUAAAAAAAUUUAACCUUUGAUCCAGAGAAAAAAACAAAUGAAAAAAGCUUGAAGUCAUAUGAGUGGCAAUGACUGAAAGAUGAAACAAAUUUUAACUGUCUUAUUUAAAACAAAUUUGUCACUCAAAAAAAUUUCCACUCCUUUGGAGCCACCAUUCUUUUGUUGACAACCCUUCAUACUUGGCUCCCUUCCUUUUUCCAUCUUUUAAUUACUUUUUAGUAGCCUUGGCAUAAUGCCACCUUCAUAAUUUCCACCUUUUGUCAACAUUUUAAAAAUAUCAUUCUGCCCAAAUUCUUAUUGCUGUCAAUUGCUGACCUCUGGGCAAUUAGGGAAGAAUUCUCCCAACUUUCUCCAUUUCCUUUUUUAAAAAUUUUGUUUUAAAUUCAUUUUUAUUUUCAGUUCUGAAUUCUCUCCAUCACC
This is a messenger RNA of Gracilinanus agilis (Agile Gracile Mouse Opossum), 3299 nucleotides long. Its product is annotated as ribosomal biogenesis protein LAS1L-like. The transcript has a single exon. The record is from RefSeq and is a predicted model, not a curated record. Bases 1 to 2580 code for a protein of 859 amino acids. Gene Ontology annotation, biological process: maturation of 5.8S rRNA; maturation of LSU-rRNA. Gene Ontology annotation, cellular component: preribosome, large subunit precursor; Las1 complex. Gene Ontology annotation, molecular function: endonuclease activity. NCBI's taxonomy places the organism in Eukaryota, Metazoa, Chordata, Mammalia, Didelphimorphia, Didelphidae.